GCGGGGGAGUCAGUCCGGACAUCGCGGAAGCUCCUCACCUGGAAAACCAACCCGGACUCGAACAGUCGGUUCAUGGCAGGACGUGCGCUCCAAGCUCGUCUUUUAAAACCCUCCACUUUCCACACAUGCCACCUUUGUGCGGGCGGUUAAAACGGCGCCGUUCAUCUCCACCCCUUCCCCCCGGUCGCCUGUGAGAGCUCCGCCGGGGCCGCGCUGCUGUGUUUGGGAUCCGCACAGUAGAGCUUCCGCUCUCAGCCGUGCAGCCACAGGAUGAACAGCCAGAGAUGUAGCACUUUAUUUCAGAAACCAAGAGGACGGACGAGCAUCAUACAAUGUAUCUAUGUGGUGGGCUUCAUGGACUUGUUCGGGGUGAGCAUGAUCAUCCCACUGCUGAGCCAUCACGUGAAAGCUCUGGGAGCGAGUCCCACUGUAGCUGGGAUUGUAGGAUCUACGUAUGGGAUCUUACAGCUCUUCUCAAGCACAGUAGUCGGCAGCUGGAGCGACGUGGUGGGACGGCGUUACUCGCUGCUGACCUGUCUGCUGCUGAGCGCUCUGGGCUACGGCCUGCUCGGGAUGUCCACCAGCAUCGCCUUGUUUGUCCUCGCGCGGAUACCUGUGGGGCUGUUCAAGCACUCCCUGUCCAUCUGCAGAGCCCUGCUGUCUGACCUGGUGUCUGAGUCAGAGCGCCCUCUGGUGAUGGGACACUUCAAUGCAGCCUCCAGUGUCGGCUUCAUCCUGGGUCCUGUGGUGGGUGGCUACCUCACGGAGCACGAAGGCGGCUUUUACACCUCCUCCUUUACCUGUGCAGCCAUCUUCCUCAUUAACGCAGGGCUGGUGUGGAUGCUUCCAUGGAGCGAGGCGCUAAUUCACCGUAAUCACACUAACUCCAGCAACAGCACAAGGAAAGGUUGUCACGACAACAACUGCAGUAAAUCGGCUCACAAUGGCUCUCACGUGAUGGGAGCAGAGACUGACCCAGGCUCCAGAGCUCCAGGGAAAUACAGAGGUGGUCUCAGAUGGAGGGAGGUGUCUCUUCUUCAGCCUGCCUGGAGACAGCUGUACUCAGUGGGCUCCAAGAUCCACAUGGUGGCCUCCUCUGACAUGUGGGACCUGUUCCUGGUGCGUCUGUUGAUGGCGAUAGCCAUCAUGCUUUAUUACAGUAACUUCUCUCUGGCGAUGGAGGAGCGUUUCUCACUCAAACCAAAGGUGACGGGUUAUCUGAUCAGCUAUAGCAGCACACUGGGGGCGCUGGCUGGGUUCCUGGUGGGACCAGUCACCCAGCUGUAUGGGAACAACAUGCCCGCUCUGCUGCUUCACUCCACAGUUCUCACCUGUUCGCUCAUUUUCCUGUACGCUGCUGCGCCCAGCGUGUGGCAGGUGCUGCUCACCUCCACCUUCUUUGCCAUUUCCACCACUAUCGGACGGACAUGUAUCACAGACCUGGAGCUGCAGAGAGGAGGGGUCCAGGCCAGCGGGACUCUGAUCGGAGCCGGGCAGUCAGUCACAGCCGUCGGUCGAGUCGUGGCCCCUCUCCUCUCUGGUCUGGCCCAAGAGUUCAGCCCUUGCGGUCCCCCAAGUCUCGGAGUGCUCCUGGCUCUUGCGGCUGUGGGUUUAUUGCUCAUCAGGAUCCCCAAAUGGGACGGCAGAGGGAUGACAAAAAAAGCCAAACUCUGAGGAACUGUAUGAAUUUCAAAUGAUGAAAGACAAUGCAGAGAAGUGCUCUUUUGUUUGUAGGCCAGCUGUGAAGAUGGAACAGCACAGCAGGGAUGAGAUUUCCUGCAUCAAACGCCUCCGCAGAUGCACCACAGGGUCAAAACGGCUCGUCACCACCAGCACUGCAGUCCUUCUCUCAGGAAGAGCGGCUUCAAAACUCGAGUACAGUGUCGAGGAGAAAACGGGGGCUGAGAAGUUUCACCUGCUUCCACCUGUGCUAAAGUUUGACCCGACAGAAACAAGUGGACCUCGUUUUGGCACAUUUGGGAUAGGUUGAUUGGAAACAGUGCACAUUUAUUUUAAUAUAAUUCUCUAACCACUACAUUGUCCAACGUCCCUGGGGUUUGUUAUCCUGCUCAUGAUACACUGCGAGUCACCAAAAUAAAAGACAAAGACGAACCUUUCACAUUCCAGGCAGUGACGCUUCAUUCACAAACGAGCUGAACCGAUGCUGUGGGGAAAUCAGGCCGCCUGACUGUCCCAAGGUAGAUCAAACUGUUGUAGUAAUAAUUCUAAUAAUUAGUUUAACACCUUUUACCUCAAUGCCAGUCGUUUCUCCUAGUGCAUUUCAUCAGAAAUGAUUCCUACAGAGCACACGCUCGCUCGAGUUUCUGAUUCUUGAAUAUCGUUUAGAGAUUUGUUAAUUUAUCUUAAGCUGUGUUAAAAUGAAGUAUGUGUUGUAUACUGAACACCACUGUUAGAAACCCAAAUGUUAAGGAGGAGAAUGUAUGUAAAGCAGUCAUCGAAUCCAUGAAGCACAUGCCAGAUUCAUGCCAAAAGUCACAAGGAAUAAACAAUAUUUUGUACGCCAGUCUGCAGUGUUUUGAGUUGUAUGUGAAACAUUUAUCACAUUUAUGAGUUUACCUGUAUCCCAUGGUUAGAAAAUGCUUGGUAAUUUUCAUGACCUUAGAAAAUUUAUUACAAAAAAAAA
This is a messenger RNA of Larimichthys crocea (large yellow croaker), 2644 nucleotides long. RefSeq names its product major facilitator superfamily domain containing 9 (gene slc67a2). The record is from RefSeq and is a predicted model, not a curated record. NCBI's taxonomy places the organism in Eukaryota, Metazoa, Chordata, Actinopteri, Sciaenidae. The transcript is spliced from 6 exons. Gene Ontology annotation, biological process: transmembrane transport. Bases 271 to 1674 code for a protein of 467 amino acids. Gene Ontology annotation, molecular function: transmembrane transporter activity.